Messenger RNA from Mesorhabditis belari, 121 nucleotides. The record is from the annotation of a GenBank genome assembly. Lineage: Eukaryota; Metazoa; Nematoda; Chromadorea; Rhabditida; Rhabditidae.
AUGAAAACGCUACUCGGACAGAAAUUGGAUAAUAAACGGCUACAGUGUGUAAUCGAUUCGGCCGACAAGAAUGGGGAUAAAGUGCUCGAUUUCGACGAGUUCCUCGCUCUCAUCAAUCGAA